CAGUUGAUGCGAAUGCAUAGUUUCCUUCGUGUUAUCGUUGAAUGAUAAGUGUCGGCUAGUCUUUUUACUACUUUGAUUCAUCUAAAUGUAUGUAGCAGUUUAUUAUAAACACAACAGACAAGGUGAACAUGUACGUGUUUCUCUGCCGUCAAUGACUGAUCUGGUUGCUCUUGAUGACCUAAAGUGGGAGUGGAAAAGACAGUAACCUACUUCCUGUCCAUAAUAAGGGAGUGGCAAAGUGUACCUGGGUAUUGGUGUUAUAGUUUCCCGAGGUAUUGCCACAAUGAAAAGCUGUUUCCAUGUAUCCGGGUCGACAAACUUCUCUGAUUGACUACAGUCAACAUCUUUUGGGAUGAAGGUGACUUCAGAAAGUUAGACACUUAAGGUAUUGGAGAAGUGACUCAACGACGCAGAUGUUGGCCUCAUACCCAAGUAACACAACUGCUGAUGUUUAUGUGUGGUCCAGCAACCACUGCACGGCCCACGCAACUCCAGAAGACAGUGAUUCAGACACAUGGAUGCUGGCGACCCCGCUUCCACUGAAGGAACCCGGUCCUUCCUCUGAAGGAAUGGACACCGACAGCACCAGUUCCAGCCCCGAACCAGCCGAGUUCACCUCGGACCACGAGGAGUCUCAGGGGCAGAUGGAUUUGUUCCGCAAACUUGGGUUUUCCGCUGCGCAGGUGCGCGCCGUCCGCCAUAAAUUGGGACUCAAUGCGGACACCAACACGGUCCUGGGGGAGCUCGUGCUGGCGGGCGUUGAGCAGGAGGAGAAGAACUGUUCUGGCUUGGUUCCGCGCGGGGAAAGUCCACACGAACCCCACGUCAGCCUGCCCCAUGCCCCGGUCGCCUGGGCUUCCACACAGGAGGAGCGCUCUGUGGACGGAGACGCGUUGAAAUCGAUCGUCAUCGAUGGGAGUAAUGUUGCCAUGAGCCAUGGCAACAAGGAAGUGUUCUCCUGUCUGGGAAUCCAGUUGGCCGUAGACUACUUCCUGGUCAGAGGUCACACUAACAUCACCGUGUUUGUGCCCUUGUGGAGGAGAGAGCAGCCGAGGCCUGAUGUUCCCAUCACUGAUCAGCAUAUCUUGCGGGAGCUGGAGAAGAGGAAGAUCCUAGUGUUCACGCCAUCGCGCCGCGUGGCUGGCAAACGAGUAGUGUGUUAUGACGACCGCUUCAUCGUCAAGCUGGCGUACGACUCGGACGGCGUCAUCGUGUCCAACGACACGUACCGUGACCUGCAGGGCGAGAAGCCGGAGUGGAAGCGCUUCAUCGAGGACAGGCUCCUCAUGUACUCGUUUGUUAAUGACAGGUGAGUUAGACACGCUCUCAUACCUGGCUUUGGCAGAAUUAUGGCUGAUUUUAUUGAGAUGAGAGCCAGAUCCAUGGCAUCUGCUGUUUUAUGGCAGUUGACUGUGUUAAGUAGUAGGUUGACA
This is a messenger RNA of Clupea harengus (Atlantic herring), 1433 nucleotides long. The record is from RefSeq and is a predicted model, not a curated record. Lineage: Eukaryota; Metazoa; Chordata; Actinopteri; Clupeiformes; Clupeidae.